AAACACUUACAAUUAUCAUUGCCUUCAUUUAAACUACGUGUUCAUUCAAAUAACUGAUCUAAGCGUAUACAAUGACUGUACGCGAUUCGGAAUUUGCUGCAGUGGCACUACUUUUUUUCGCUAGUGCACAAGGAUUCGUGGUUUCUGAGCCCGGCUUUGGUGGUUGGGAUGUAGAACCGAUACCCGGCCCUCCAGGACUGCCACUUCCGGUUGAGCAGUUUUACGAAUUUCAGUCGCUGGACCAUUUUGAUGGAAGCAACUUCCAAUAUUGGAAACAGCGUUACUUCAUGAACAACGUCACGUACCGGGCCGGCGGUCCCGUAUUCCUGAUGCUGGGAGGCCAGUCGGCGGCCAACCCGGUCUGGCUCGUGACAGGCGCUUGGUAUGAGUACGCACGAGAGCACGGGGCUUUCAUGGUGCUGCUGGAACACAGGUUCUUCGGAGAGAGCACCCCCACUGACAAUAUCACGUCCAGUAGUCUGCGGUUCCUGAGUUCCCGCCAUGCGCUAGCGGACACUGCCCAGUUUAUAGCGGACUUAAAGCGGUGGUACCAGCACCCCAUCCAAGACAGCAAAGUCAUCGUGUUUGGUGGCGGAUACUCUGGGUCUCUUGCGGCGUGGAUGCGGUCACAUUACCCAUAUAUCGUGGAUGGCGCCGUGGCGUCCAGUGCUCCUAUCUUUGCCACAUUGGAUUUCACGGAGUACUACGUAGCAGUGACGAAUACUCUGGCCAGUGUGAACCCAGCGUGUCCCAUCGCCAUCAAGAAUGCCACGUCUACGAUGUACGAGUGGUGGGGGCAGCCGGACAAGAGGAUCAUCAUGCAGAAAAUAUUCAGACUGUGUGACAAGAUAAACCACGAUGCGAUACUGGACCUGACUGUGUUCUUUUACAACCUCGCUGAGAACUUCGCUCGUGUCGUACAGUUCAACGGCCUAGACCUUCAGUUUCUAGGCUUAAAGAACAACAACGUCACCAUCGAGCAAGUGUGUGACGUCAUGAGAGACGAGUCACGUGGGGACAGCGUGCAUAGAUACGCGGCUGUCAAUUCCAUGGUUCUUGACAGUAUCGGUCAAGAGUGCACCAACGUUCAGUACACCAAGCUGAUAACGUCACUUAACCAGACUAAUUGGGGCAGUGAAUCAGCAAAAGGAGGUCGUCAACGCUUGUAUCAGAGAUGCGGUGAAUUUGGCUGGGCCCGAACUUCGGAAUCUAUGAAGCAAUCCUUUGGGAACUUCUGGACAUUCCCAUGGAAUUUCACGUCUGACCAGUGUGCUAACGUCAUCUGGCACACGUGGGGAGGUUCCCAGGUUCAAGACAAGUGUGAUGAGACGAACCGUUUUUACGGCGGACUGGAGCUACCGAUCUCCAACGUGGUGUUUGUGAAUGGUGCCCUUGACCCCUGGCGUGUUGUCAGCUCUAAUGGCACACUGCCAAACGCGUACGGCGACCAUGAGAGCAUUCUCAUUGAAGGCACUGCCCAUUGUGCCGAUAUGAUGCCUCCCAAAAUGACUGACCCACCGGGACUUGUGGACGCGCGGAAAAAGAUAUCUGAUCAUAUCGGUCUGUGGAUUAAGUAAACAGUUAAAAACCAGUUGUUUUAAUGUCAUUCAGAAACAUUUAUAUUAGGGAUGGUAACGAAUAUCCGGUUAUCCGAAUACUUGUUAAGUAUCCGGAUUGUAAAAGAUUAUCCGAAUAGGUGAUUGAACGAUAUUACCUCUUUUUAUUAACACGUUAUCUUCAUUAUCGUAUAUUUCGACGUUUAUCUGAACACCUUUAAAAUUGCUGUUGCCCACCGCGUUAUGGUGUUGGUAGUAGUCAUUUACUUAUAACAGCAUACGGAUAUCCGGAUUUAUUCGGAUACUGGAUGCGGUUAUCCGAGUAGAGACAGUGUUGUUCAUAUCAACAUCAGUGCUUUUCUCUAUGCAUUAAAUCAAUGUUAGGUAAG
Dreissena polymorpha is the source of this 1945-nucleotide messenger RNA. RefSeq names its product putative serine protease K12H4.7. The transcript has 11 exons. Gene Ontology annotation, molecular function: dipeptidyl-peptidase activity; serine-type exopeptidase activity. NCBI's taxonomy places the organism in Eukaryota, Metazoa, Mollusca, Bivalvia, Myida, Dreissenidae. Bases 72 to 1577 code for a protein of 501 amino acids. Gene Ontology annotation, biological process: proteolysis. The record is from RefSeq and is a predicted model, not a curated record.